CCCAGAAGUUGACGUAACUUCCGGUCCGGCCCUGGUCGUUUCCAUAGCGAUGAGGCCUGGUCAGGGCCUGGGCCUGGGCCGCCUGCUCUUUGCCGCCUUUGUCCUCCUCACGGAGAGCGGCCCGGCUCUGGCAGUGGGCCCCCCGCAGUGUCCGCAGCGGGACCGCUUCGAGGAGGAGCUGGUGCUGAAGCCGCUCAGCUCUGGGGACCUGGCCGCUGAUUUCCAGUUCCGGACCCGUUGGGAUGUGGAGCUGGGGCCGCGGGAGAGCAGCAGGAGCAAGGUCUCUCAUUACAGGCUCUUUCCAAAGUCACUGGGACAAGUAAUCUCCAAGUUCUCCGUUCGUGAGCUGCACCUCUCCUUCACUCAUGGAUUUUGGAGGAGGGGUGUGUGGGGGCAGCCUUUCCUGCAGGCCCCACCUGGAGCGGAGCUCUGGGUCUGGUUCCAGCCGUCAGUGUCAGAGGUUGAUACCACUUGGAAGGAGCUGACAAAUGUUCUUUCCGGUUUGUUCUGUGCGUCUCUUAACUUCAUUGAUUCGACAAACACUGUUACUCCAACAGCUUCUUUCAAACCUCUUGGCAUCAUUAAUGAAACUGAUCAUAAAUUCCUCAGGUAUGCAGCACUGCCAAGGGAGAUUGUUUGCACUGAAAAUCUUACUCCAUGGAAAAAACUCCUACCCUGCGGAUCUAAGGCAGGGUUGGCAGUACUGCUUAAAGCUGAACGAUUGUUUCACACAAGUUACCAUUCGCAAGCUGUCCACGUCAGACCUGUUUGCAGGAAUGAGCUUUGUACCAGUACGUCGUGGGAGCUGACACAGAGCCUGUCUGUCGUGUUUGACCUCUAUGCCUCUGGUUCUGGGAAACGAGAGUGGUCACUCUUUAAGAUGUUUUCACGGACGUUGACAGAGGUGUGCCCUCUAGCAUCACAAAGUACAAUUUACGUGGACAUCACAGAUAAAGAUAAGAUUAAUGACACCCAUGAGCUAAUGCCACCAGCACCCAAUACGCUUAACACAACAGUUCAUGGGAAGUGGAGAUCCUAUGCUGUGUACAAUCUGCUGAACCCUCAGUUAUACAGCACAUCAUCACGCUCCUUAAACAUAGCAUUAAAAUGGAAACUGUCCAAACAGUUUGCGAUAUUUGAAGUGCCUGUCUUCUACGCAGAGAGAUAUGUAAGUGGCUUCGGCCUCCAGACAGGCAAAAUCAACACCUUGAUCUAUAAUAAUCACCCAUACCGGGCAUUCCCUGUGCUGCUGAUGGAAAUUGUGCCAUGGUACCUUCGGCUCUAUGUCCACACACUCACCAUCACCACCAAGGGCAAAGAGAACAAACCAAGUUAUAUCCAUUACCAGCCAGCCAAAGACCGAGAGUGCCCCCACCUACUGGAGAUGCUGAUUCAGCUGCCUGCUAAAUCUAUCACCAAGAUUGGCAUUGAGUUCGAGAGAGCCUUGUUGAAGUGGACUGAGUACCCUCCUGAUCCUAACCAUGGCUUCUACGUUGGCUCUUCUGUAUUGAGCGCUCUGGUGCCGAGCAGUGUAAACAUGGAAAUCAACUGCACUAAACUUGCACCUCUUUUCACCAGACUGUUUCCAUCCACCGAUUCCUCAAUUUACUUUGUCAGACUCUACACUGAAGCCUUGCUGGUGAACUUGCCGACACCUGAUUUCAGCAUGCCCUACAAUGUCAUCUGCCUGACCUGCACCGUGGUAGCAGUUGGCUAUGGCUCCUUCUACAAUCUUCUCACAAGGACCUUCCAGAUCGUUGAGCCCAGCGGUGGGGUGGCAAAGAGGAUUGCUAACGUGAUCCGCAGACUGCGUGGGGUCCCACCCAUCUGAAAUUGCCACGCUUAACUAAGAUAGGGGCACAGGAAAAGCGCACAUCAAAACCAGUGGCUGCUUCUGAGUUGGGUUAACUGCAUUUUACUGGCGCAUUGGUUUCACAGGGCUUUUCAGUUGGGACAAAUUGGGAGCCAAUGCUCCUCCCAAGCCCAAGUUAAUUUAGUGCCUGAACUUACAGAGCAGUAACUGGAAAUCUUUGACAUACUCUACAACCUACUGUAUUAACCAGGUCAGACACUGUGAACCUGUUUGUUGUGAAGUGUGGGUGAUGCCAGUUGAAGGAUUGGUAGUAUGUGUGGGUGACAUGGACAGAAUGCUUUUUUGUCUAUGGACAAUGAGAGAAACAAAGGCCACUCCUUAGUGAUAAACUGAGAUAUAUGGUGUGCUUGAAUUACAGAGAAUUAUAUUCAUCUGGUAUCAUAUUAAAUGUGUUUAAACCCCUGUUUAAAAAAAAAAACAGCCUUCUUAAUUCCACUUAUUCAUUUUGGGGGUCAGUUUUACAAAUGCGUGGUACCAGGAGGGUGGUGGUGGGGUGGGUGGAGGAUGUCUUCACGCACCAUUUAGCAGCACACUGUUCAUGACUUGCUGUGCACAAGCUUGUCUCCCUGCUGAUAUCUCCUCCACCCACCCACCCCCACCCCCGUCACUUCAUUCCAUCAGCCUUCCUGUGAUUUGAAUUUAGGGUUGGGCAACCUGACAGACCCAACAGGCAUCUCCACAGAGCCCUUUGGUCAGUCACACUGCAAAUGGAACUCUAGCCUCCUUGUUAUUACAGAGGAGCUUACAACAGACACCCAACUCAAAACAAGUUGCAAAGUUGUCUCUGAUUAGUCCUUUUUAAGCAAUGACCAUGAUAGCAAUGAAGUUUUAAGAUUGGAUUGGAUUCUUUCACCGGUAGCAAGCUCCUGAAAAGCUUGUGCACAUGUUUAGAUGUCAUAGUUUUGAAGUUUAUAGUUCACAUUUUAAAGUAGCAUUUGCAGGGCUCAUUUAUGCUCCUCCAUUUCACUAUCUGAUCUCCAUCUUGAGCAUGAGGGGCUCCUGUUCCAGUCCAUAAACCUAGACUUCAGCACUGAAUUACACAUACCUUUCCUUCAAUUCCCAAUCCUUAUCCUUAGCUGGGAAAGGGCACAAAGUCUUGUUUCAGAUCACUUCCUGCCGCUUGAGGGAUUCUGGAACCCUCAUUUCAAACCUUCACUUCUCUGCCUUUAACUAACUCUGUCUCCAUGUCCAGUCACAGGCCCCUCAUCUGUUGGUGAGGAGCUCAUUCUCCAGAUCCAGUCUUGGGCCUUCUCCCUUGUACAGAGGAACUCAAUUUCCUCACUUCUAAUCUUGAGCUCCUAUUUUCAAUCAACGGUAGAUUAAGUUGUGGAACGAAGUGAAAUUUUAUCUUUAAAAUAGAAGUCACUAAGAUAUAACAUGGAUUACAAUCUCCACUGAAGAUUAUGACAUUGGUGAGAAGACUUUUUCCCACUGAAGUUACAAUAAUAUCCAGACAUUUCUAUCAUUCAUGUCUUUUGUACUAUGGUGGGUAAUGGGAUUGAAGCCACUCAAAAUUGAGGUGAAUGUCAUGAAGAGGCAUGCGUUGUACUCCUGAAAACUCUCCUCAAUCAUGAGCUAAUCCAUUAAAUAAAAUUUGUCUGUCCCCUUUC
This is a messenger RNA of Carcharodon carcharias (great white shark), 3483 nucleotides long. It is a transcript of the gene pigt, whose product is annotated as phosphatidylinositol glycan anchor biosynthesis, class T. The transcript has 12 exons. The coding region runs from base 50 to 1831 and encodes 593 amino acids. Lineage: Eukaryota; Metazoa; Chordata; Chondrichthyes; Lamniformes; Lamnidae. Gene Ontology annotation, biological process: attachment of GPI anchor to protein. The record is from RefSeq and is a predicted model, not a curated record. Gene Ontology annotation, cellular component: GPI-anchor transamidase complex.